Odobenus rosmarus divergens (Pacific walrus) is the source of this 1908-nucleotide messenger RNA. RefSeq names its product transgelin (gene TAGLN). Gene Ontology annotation, molecular function: protein binding. The record is from RefSeq and is a predicted model, not a curated record. The coding region runs from base 164 to 769 and encodes 201 amino acids. NCBI's taxonomy places the organism in Eukaryota, Metazoa, Chordata, Mammalia, Carnivora, Odobenidae. The transcript is spliced from 5 exons.
AGGGAGGGGGCCGAGGGGUGAGCCAGCGGGGGAGGCUGACAUCACCACGGCAGCAGGCCUUUAAACCCCCCACUCAGCCAGCGCCCCAUCCUGUCUGUCCAAGUUCAGACACGGAGAGCUCCUUCCCUCCUGCGAGCCCUGAGGAACCCCUCUCUCCCACAGCAUGGCCAACAAGGGUCCUUCCUACGGCAUGAGCCGCGAAGUACAAUCCAAAAUUGAGAAGAAGUAUGACGAGGACCUGGAGGAGCGGCUCGUGGAGUGGAUCAUAGUGCAGUGUGGCCCCGAUGUGGGGCGCCCGGACCGCGGGCGCCUGGGCUUCCAGGUCUGGCUGAAGAAUGGCAUGAUUCUGAGCAAGCUGGUGAACAGCCUGUACCCUGAUGGCUCCAAGCCAGUGAAGGUGCCCGAGAACCCUCCUUCCAUGGUCUUCAAGCAGAUGGAGCAGGUGGCUCAGUUCCUGAAGGCAGCUGAGGACUACGGGGUCACCAAGACUGACAUGUUCCAGACUGUUGACCUCUUUGAAGGUAAAGAUCUGGCAGCGGUGCAGAGGACCCUGAUGGCCCUGGGCAGCUUGGCGGUGACCAAGAAUGAUGGGUACUACCGUGGAGACCCCAACUGGUUUAUGAAGAAAGCCCAGGAGCAUAAGAGGGAGUUCACAGAGAGCCAACUGCAGGAGGGCAAGCAUGUCAUUGGCCUACAGAUGGGCAGCAACAGAGGGGCCUCCCAGGCUGGCAUGACAGGCUACGGACGACCUCGGCAGAUCAUCAGCUAGAGGGAGAGGGCCAGCCCCCGGCCCUGCCCUUCCCCAGCUCGUCGGCCGCAGCUCUCCUGCCUAGCCAGCCUCACCCACACCUGUGUAGUUCCUUCAGCCCCGGCCAAGCUUCGAGGCUCCGUCACUGAGCAAAGGUGACCGCACUUGGGCAGCUGUCCCCACCCCUCAGCCUCAGCCCAACUUCUGACCCCAAAGCACCACUCCCCUAACCCUCCUCCCAGCUCCCCUACCGUCUCCCACCGUCUUUCCCCAUCCUGGGCCGGGCAGGGGCGGGGCACGUGGGCCGGGGGUAGCUGGGCAGGGGGCAAGUCCACCAUCCUCCUUGGCAGCAGAUGCCCAUUGAAGAAAACCCAGCCCAACCUCCCCCCAUUUUUUUGCUGGAAUAUUUUGGGGGUUGAAAUUCAGAAAAGAAACAAAUAUAUACAUCAAUCUUUUCUCAGGCCUGGCUGGCAGAGUUUGAUUUGCCCUAGUCACUUCUGGUUGCAGGAGGUAUGAGCAGGCAAGAGGCAGGGAACAUUUACGGGUGUUCCUGGCCGCCAGCUGUGAAGGACCCCUCGAAUUCUAGGAUCCCAGGGGGGGUCAGCUUCCUUCAGAGGCCCAGGCAGAGGGAGGAGGAGAGUGGAUCUCAGGAACCGGGGACCGAAGGCCAAGGGGAGCGACUUGGCAACUUUCAUGAGCUCUGGGAGGCAAAUGAAAGGGGAUGGGGAGCAGCAGAGUUGCGUGGAAGGUUUUUAUUUUGGAAAAGCUGUGCAGAAAAACAUUCAACCAAAUGUUGCCGUGAAAAGAGAAACCCAAAUCUUAAGCGUUAAAAAAAAAUUUUUUUUAGAUCAACGAACUAGCUCAGAACAGGGGAGGAGGCCCAGGCCGGGAGGAGUCCCAGCCAGUCAGGCAGACGGCUGGCCUCCAGCGGGUAAGGCCAUUUCCCUGAGCGCUUUGCAGAGGAAGACAGGGUGGUCGCAGGGCUGGAGUGGCAGUGGCUGACCCCUGUCAUAGUCCUGCUGCAGACCCACCUAGUGAAGCUGCGCAGGCCCCGGGGAGCCGCGCCCAUCCGCGGCUUUGCCAGGAGCAUCGUACCGAUCCUUCAGGAUGGAGGGUGGGCGGCGAUGGUGAAGGAGUCAGGGGUGUGUUCACGGUUGGCU